Messenger RNA from Paraglomus brasilianum, 351 nucleotides. Lineage: Eukaryota; Fungi; Glomeromycota; Glomeromycetes; Paraglomerales; Paraglomeraceae. The record is from the annotation of a GenBank genome assembly.
ACACUAUGCACAAAGCACAAAUUACUUCCUGAAGUUGAAGAUGGUGGCACAGUUCCAGUCUUGGUGUAUGGAGUUGUGACCAGUGCACUUCAAUGGGUUUUUCUUUGUUGGGGUGGCUCCUCAAAUAAACCUACAAUUGAGUUCAUGGCCUCACAAAGCCAGAUGAGCAUUGAGGCAUUGCAGUUGACUAUAUGGGGACUGGACUAUCAAAAUGAUGGUAAUAGCAAGUUUAAAAUAGGGGUCACUCCAUGUAGACUUCCUCUGGCACACAAAAUAUUAUCAAAAAACUCUUCAUGGUGGGAAUCACUUCUUCACGACAUGAGAUUCGUUGUCAUUUUGCAUGCCUGGUAA